AUGAUAUCAAAUGAGACAUUAAAUUCUUCGUCAUCAACGACUAUUGAUGUCCUCACGAGUAAUAUCACAUUUACGACAUCCGAUGAGAUCAAAGAUUGGAUUGGAUUAUCGUUGGAUUUCUUAACAUUUUUGUUGGCAUUUAUUGGCAACAUUUUCAUCUGUCUGGUCGUCUAUAAUAAGAAAAAGUUAAGAUCAACCACUUAUAUACUGAUAGUAAAUAUAGCCAUUUCGGACCUAAUCGGCGGUAUUGUCAUACCCAGUCAGUGGCUAUUUUGUUCGACAUAUAUGCUAGACAUGGGCACUGGUAGUCAACGAGUCUGCAUUCUGGUCAGAUCAUUGCAGAUACUGUCCUAUUAUGUGUCGACAUUUUCGAUGACAGUCAUAGCCAUAGACCGGUAUCGGCUUAUAUGUAAGCCAUCGGUAGCGCGUAUGAAACCACUAAUACCGGUACUAAUCACUUGGAUAUUGGGCUCUAUAUUCUCGACGACCACCUUAUACUCAAUACGUGUUUCGGAAUAUUUUUCGCCAAUUCAGGGACUAAUGGGUUGUCGUAUGCUAUCUGCAUCCAAUAUAAACUAUCAAUUACUUAGAUUGCAGGCAGUAGUCGGCACUUUAAGCCAAUAUUUGAUACCACUGUCCCUAAUCGGCUAUUUCUACGGUAUGGUCAUGUAUACAGUGUGGAAAAGGGAACGGGUGUUGGGCAGCAGUGGUGGACGGGAAGGGUUGAACACAAACAGUGGUAAACAAAAGUUGUUUAACCGGAAUAAAAAACGUACGAUAAAGAUGUUGAUGACUGUUGUGUUGGUAUUUGCUGUCUCGUGGUUUCCCACACAUCUCGAAUUAUUUCUAACGGCUUUCAUUUAUGACAUACCUGUCCACAACCAGUCGAUGACAACCACCGACACUAUCGACGAAUGCAAAUCCAUAUUUUAUAUGAUAUUCAAUUGGCUAGAAAUUAGCAGUUGUUUCUACAAUGUGUUCAUCUAUUGUUAUUUCAAUCAUGAUUUCCGAUCGGAAGCCAUCCGAUACUGGAAUUGUAUGAUACCUAAGGGUUGUUAUUGUCUUCAGAUGGCUUUACCAGCACCGGGUCCUGAGUCGUCGUCGUCAUCGUCGGAUAAUACCAACAGUGGUGUCACAAAUAAUACAUCUAAUAGUAGUAAUAGUAAUAAUAAUUAUUGUACAACACAAACAUAGUUAUCCAACUAAUGUAUUAUAAUAUAUUAUG
Oppia nitens is the source of this 1225-nucleotide messenger RNA. RefSeq names its product G-protein coupled receptor 83-like. The record is from RefSeq and is a predicted model, not a curated record. Gene Ontology annotation, molecular function: neuropeptide Y receptor activity. Lineage: Eukaryota; Metazoa; Arthropoda; Arachnida; Sarcoptiformes; Oppiidae. Gene Ontology annotation, cellular component: membrane. Bases 1 to 1194 code for a protein of 397 amino acids. Gene Ontology annotation, biological process: neuropeptide signaling pathway. The transcript has 2 exons.